GCAUGGCAUUUGCUAAACCAGCCAACUUGGAAAAAGAACGAAAGAAGAGUAGUUGGACUGAGAUUAUUUUUCCACAAAGAGGAAAAGUCGCCUUCCAUUGCUUCAGACGCACCAAAAAAAAUAAGAGACAAAGAGUCGGCUACGAUUGUUGUAGGACGGAGAAUUAACAUCGCGGCUUGAGUGGUCGGUCGUCUCGUCAGAUACGAAAACCAAAGGGAAGAAAAGCAUGGCUGUGCAGUUCAAUGGCAGCAGCUGUCUUGUGGCGAAAUCAAUCUCACCUGCGCUAUCGCCGCCAUUGCCGCCUGGGUUUCGUAAGUUGACCGGCGGUAAGUUUGGUGGUUUCGGCAAGGUGCGGCUAGUGUAUGCAGUUGGCGCUGGAGCAGGGAGCAGCAGCAAUGAUGGAAGCAUCAAGAAGAAGAACGUACCUAAUUCCAAUUAUGUGGUGCCUCUCGACAAAUCAUUUUCUUUCUCCCAAUCUUCUUGUAUAACUCGGCCACUCGCCGAGAUCUUACGUGAUCUGAACAAGAGGAUCCCGGACAACAUAAUCAAGCCUUCCCAACCUUCAACAUCCAUUCCAUGGUACCACGCCAACCGCAUGUUAAGCUUCUAUGCCCCAGGAUGGUGCGGAGAAAUAAGGGAUGUUAUAUUCUCAGACAAUGGUAGUGUUACUGUGGUUUACCGUGUUACCAUACGCGGAUCCGACGGAGAGGCACACCGCGAGUCAAGUGGCACAGUGUCACCGAUCGAUGGCGACAUUGCUGAUCCUGUAGCAGCAGCUGAAGAAAUAGCUUUCUGCAGAGCGUGUGCUAGGUUUGGACUUGGCUUGUAUCUAUACCAUGAAGAAUAGAGAGUAGCCCCGCCAGGCCAUGUGAUAGAUGAGGGUGUGAUGUAUGUCUGAGUCCUUUAUUAUUACUAUAUUGUACACAUUACUGAUCUCUCGGGACUCAGCCAGCCAACAAACGUAAAUAACUUGAAAGAAAUGGUCACCUUUCAAAUGUUCAUUGAUAUGUUCCAGUCCAUUGUGCCUGAUUUUAGUACAAGGGCUGGCCACAAGGAAACUUGUAGUUAAAUGAACCAUGGAAAGCAGCAUGAUUGUACACCAAUAAAUAAGCACAAAGGAAACAGUGGUUGAUGAGAUGGGAGGAU
Molecule: messenger RNA, 1146 nt
Organism: Linum tenue
Lineage: Eukaryota; Viridiplantae; Streptophyta; Magnoliopsida; Malpighiales; Linaceae
Source: the annotation of a GenBank genome assembly